CACAUACGCGCCCUUUCCAAAAAUUUUAAUAAUGGCACGGAAUCUUCAAGGUCUUCUUCGCCUUGCUGUUGAAAACUCUGAGGAUGCACCAACAGAAGUCAGAGACCCUAAGGAUGCCGCAUGGUUAAAAGAAGCACUGACGGCACAUACUGUCGAUUUAGGUAAACAAUUAACUGAAGACGUUCAGAGGUUAUCAUCACUUUUAUCAUCAUCGGAGCCUGAUUUAAAUGAAAUGAAGGAAAUUAUGGAAGAUCUAUUAACCCUAACUGAAGACCUAGACCUUUCAAAUGACUUUUCAGUUAUUGGGGGUCAAGAUGUUCUACUUAAAUUGUUGUUUUGUGGACCACACUCUUUAAGAACAGAUGCACUACGCUUACUUGCGAAUCUCACACAAAACAACCCUAAAGCUCAAAGUAUAUACACUCAAAACGGAGUUUUAGCGCGGUUGAUUUUACUCGUUGAAGAGGAAAAUGAUCUUGAAUUCUUAAGGUAUUUGUUUUUGGCUAUUUCAUGUCUUACACGAGGUUAUGCAGCAGGCAUUUCAAUUUUUAUGGAAUCCAACGGUAUCAAUCUUCUUCUCGGUGCUCUUAUCAAACAAGCAGAAACUGAAAAAACAGAAGAUCUUCUGCGUCUGGUAGACAGAGGCGCAUUUCUAAUUUAUUGUGUAUUACAAGGAUUGUCUCCUAAUAAUUUGCCAUCUGAUUCUCUAACUAUUGCGCACAAGUUAGCAGAUCUCUUGCGUCUUUUGGACAGUCCUCAAGAACAUUUGUUGGCCAGCUUAACGGUACUCUUAUGUCCAUUAGAUACUAGCUCCAACGACAAAGGAGUUAUUCAUUCUGAAAAAUUCGACAAAUCCUUCGCUACUUGGCUACAACGGCACUUUGAUGAGCUUAACAAGCUGAAUGAUCCAGCUGAUGAAGAACGAUGCGAGUAUAUAAACCGUUUACUAAAAGUUUUGAAAUGAGAUUAACCAGUAUGAAAUCGAUAUUUUGUAAUAAUAUAUUUCACGUCAUUUCUUUUCCAUAA
Trichobilharzia szidati is the source of this 1026-nucleotide messenger RNA. The record is from the annotation of a GenBank genome assembly. Lineage: Eukaryota; Metazoa; Platyhelminthes; Trematoda; Strigeidida; Schistosomatidae.